ACAAUCUGAAACAAGCGCAGCUGAAUUUGGCAGCCUCCUGACACUUAGCACAGAGCGGACAGGGUUGGAAGAGGUCCCGCAUGUCUUCUCAAAAGUUUACACUGGAGAGGACUUGUAUAUGAUAGGAAGAAACUCGAAGAGACACUGCUAAUCGUUUGAGUUUGAGAAGGAACAGAAAAGAUCAAUGAGGAUUUCUGGCAUGGCUGUGUUCAAGCAACAGAAUGUGGAAGAGUUUUAUGAGAUUAGAGAAGAGCUGGGAAGCGGGCAGUUUGCUAUCGUGAAGCAGUGCAAGGAGAAGAGCAGUGGGCUUGAGUACGCUGCCAAGUUCAUCAAGAAGCGCCAGAGCCGUGCCAGCCGGAGGGGGGUGAGGCGGGAGGAAAUCGAGCGCGAGGUCAACAUCCUCCAGCAGAUCCAGCAUCCCAACAUCAUCACCCUGCACGACGUUUAUGAGAACAGGACCGACACGGUGCUCAUUCUUGAGCUGGUGUCUGGAGGGGAGCUGUUUGAUUUCCUGGCACAGAAAGAGUCUUUGAGUGAAGAAGAAGCGACCCAGUUCAUGAAACAAAUACUCGACGGGGUCAACUAUCUGCACUCCAGGAAAAUCGCACAUUUUGAUCUCAAGCCAGAAAACAUAAUGCUUCUGGAUAAGAACGUUCCUUUGCCACGUAUCAAACUGAUUGACUUCGGCCUGGCUCACAAAAUCGAAGAUGGAGUUGAGUUCAAAAACAUUUUUGGAACUCCAGAAUUUGUCGCUCCGGAAAUCGUCAACUAUGAACCACUGGGACUGCCUGCAGACAUGUGGAGUAUUGGAGUCAUCACCUAUAUAUUAUUAAGUGGGGCGUCCCCUUUCCUAGGCGAGACAAAGCAGGAGACUCUUGGAAACAUUUCAGCAAUGGAUUAUGAAUUCGACGAGGAAUUCUUCAGCCGCACCAGUGAACUGGCAAAGAAUUUCAUACGGCAGUUAUUAGUGAAAGACACUAGAAAAAGACUGACAAUCCAAGAAGCUCUUAAUCAUCCAUGGAUUAAGCCAUUAAACCAAAAGCAAGCAAUGGUCAGAAGGCAGUCUGUCAUUAACUUGGAGAACUUUAAGAGACAGUAUGCAAGGAGGAGAUGGAAGCUGUCCUUCAGUAUCGUCUCAUUCUGUAAUCAUUUGACACGUAUGAUGAAAAAAGACUAUAUUAAACAACAAGAUGAUAUGAGGGACUGUGAGAGCGACCCCGAGGAGGAAGCCCUCAGAAGAAGAGCCAUGAGACCCAGACGGAGAAGCACCACGUCUUGAUUCUGUCUUCACAGGAUUGUGCGAGUCUGAUCGGAGAUCCUGAGAGGCCCACAGUUCAAAACAGCUGCGCUGCAGAACCUGGAUGUGUGAACAUGGACUGCUGGUACCAAACCUGGACUAGAUCAAAUUUAGCAUCUAUAAGAACAGCCAUUCAGUUUAAGAACAGUUUAUACCGAAAGCAAUUGCCUUGCAAGGUGGACUUUCAAGAAAAAUUUAUGGUUUUGAUAUGUACUGCUCAAUGGCUUAGCAGAACAUGCAAAACACACUCUCUGCUUAAGAAACAUGACUGAAGUACAGAAGAAGAUCAUUGAUGUUCACUUUUGUAUCAGUGUGCUAUAACUGGAUUUUUUUAUUUGUUUGGGGGGGGGGGGGUAUUUUUGCUAAUGUUAAUUCAUAACAUAUAUUCUUAAAUCAAAGUUAUUAAGUGUCAUGUAAAUAGUGGAUUAUAUAAACAGCGGAUAGCGGAUUAUGUAAAAUACAUGCAUUCAAUUUGCUUUCAACUUCAUUUCCUGGACGUGAUACUGAUUUCCUUCCCAGCAACAAAAAUAUUAUCAGUCCACGGUGUCUAUUUUAAAAAUCUUAACACUGAUGUUAAUGUAUAAACCAGAUUGAAUUUUAAUGUAUAAACCAACAUUAUUGCAUGCAAUAAUGUUAAUAAGUGUGUCUUUAAAAAGCUCCAGCUGUAUUAAUAUCAAUUGAUCAUUAAAAUAGACCAUCCUGAGUUAGCAAUGCGUGCAAUGCUGGAGCCAGAACCAUUGACCCUCAAUUGACCAAUCUGCUUAAAUGAUCCCCUGGACAUUCCUGUCUUCCCUGCAUUUGAAUAAACCAUUACUGCAUGUUGAAAGAAAACAGGUUACUCCCACAUUUAAAUAGGCUACACAGUCUUGACAAUCUUGUUCAGUAUAUUGCAACUUCUCAAUGAGCUGGAUGGCUAGCGGGAUGCUUAUUCUGAAAUAAACCGCAUAUUGUGCCCACGUGAGCAAACUCUGUUCAGAUCAGUGAUCCUCAAAGCAGUGCCAUGGGCAAAUGUGUGCCCGUGACAGCAGCUGAUAUAAUCUUGUAUACUGCAAUGCUCCUUCCCCAUCUUUUUAAGUGCGUAUUCUCAGUUUCUUUAUUUCCCUAAAGAGGGACUCAUACAAUAAAUGAAAAACACCCCCUCUGUGUUGCCAGGGUACAUCGUUUUAAAUGUGACCCCUUUUACAGUGAAGGAUUUUAAGUGACAUGGCAAACUAAGCCCCGGGAGGGCUGUCCUCAUCUUGUGAAGAAUGCAUUAGCAGAUUGUUGAGUCAGUUUUUCUAUGCAUUUACCAUAGUUUACCCUGGUUUGACAUGUUUUUUUACUAUGCUUUACCAUACUUCAAAGCAACAAUGCUUACCUUAGUCUUACCUUGCUUUCACUAUGCUUUAUUACACUUUGCUGUACCCAAACCCUGGCAUUUCAGUCUCAUGUUAAACUUCCCCUUUUGCACAUUUAAUUUUCUGGUGUUCUCUUAAAAAAAUGGGUGGAGCUGAAACCACAUGUUUACUUUGUGGGACACCUCCUUUUGCCACUUGCUAAUUCUAGUUCUUUGUAAAUUCUGUGUAUUUGUAUUUUAGGAUUUAGACUACAAUUACAUGUAAGUCAAGCAGAACACACAUCGGGGAUUGCAUACCAGAUUUACCAGGGAUGUGAUGGAAUUUCCACACAAUUGAUGACAUCCUCCCUGAUGAUAAUGGAGGGACGGGGAUUCCAAACUGCAAGCUAAAAAGAGUCACUACCCCAAAGAAAAUACGUAUAACAUGGCAUUUAUUCUGACAUUUGAAAUUAGUAUUUAUUUUAGUUUCUUGUUUUUUUUUAACAUUAACACACUAUUUUAAAACAAAUAAAAUAUUUUUAACUAUAUAUUACUAGCAAGAAAAAACUUACCAUAGGGUUAUAUAUACCAAAUAUCAAAAACUGCAAAAACGAUGAUGCAAUUAUCGAAUGCUAACACUGCAAACAUGCUAACACACCAGUUUUCUGAUUCUGAGCUGUUUCUUUAGUUAUGUGGUAGCUGUGCCAUAAUUAAAAUCCAAUCCCAGGUUUAGUUGAUGGUAAAAUCUGAUACUUUGUUGUUCUGAGCUGUUUCUUGCUAGUUUUAUACUGUUAUGAUUUUAUUUAAAAAAAAUCUUUGCAAUGGCUUCAAAAUAGGGAACCAACAGUUCUUUUGUUUUUCCUUUUAGAAAAGAAAAGCAAAUCUAGCCUAGUUUUGUAAUGGGUGAGAAACUGGGCUCUGUUUUAAUUGCUGCCUGGCCAGUGCUAACCCAUUCGCUCCUCUUCUGUUGUAAGGUCAUGCAUCAGCGCCACGCACAUUAAAAUGGAACCCACACACAGUCUUCAGCUCAGUGGAAAUGCAUCAGGUGAAUGAGAAGAUGAAUGUGUAGUAAAUACUUCUCUCUGUUCAGCUGUCGCCUAGCGAGCAUCCAACAAAACAUUCUUUCCUGUCACUCUAGCAAGUGAAAGUCUGUAAACAAUGAUUGAGAAUCGGUUUGACUUUUAAGUGAGAGUGUGUAAACAAACAAACUGCAUAAUAGCUGUUUGCUCUUGCAGGUAAAGCACUUCAAAAAACAUGAUCCUACUGAUCGGCAACAGUUGAAAUAUUGUUUUACCUGCAUCAUAGCUCAACAUUUUGUCUGCUUGAAGAGGAUUGGCUGGAUGUCAGCUGAUUUAGUCCAUUUACCAUUUUGUCGAGUCAUUGUUUCCUAAUAAAACAUACUGCUGUUUCCUGGAA
Molecule: messenger RNA, 4028 nt
Organism: Acipenser ruthenus (sterlet)
Lineage: Eukaryota; Metazoa; Chordata; Actinopteri; Acipenseriformes; Acipenseridae
Product: death-associated protein kinase 2-like
Exons: 12
Coding region: 185-1279 (364 amino acids)
Biological process (GO): positive regulation of apoptotic process; intracellular signal transduction; protein phosphorylation
Cellular component (GO): nucleus; cytoplasm
Molecular function (GO): protein serine/threonine kinase activity; ATP binding
Source: RefSeq, a predicted model, not a curated record